Messenger RNA from Pistacia vera, 1842 nucleotides. RefSeq names its product ureide permease 1-like. The transcript has 8 exons. Lineage: Eukaryota; Viridiplantae; Streptophyta; Magnoliopsida; Sapindales; Anacardiaceae. Gene Ontology annotation, molecular function: uracil:monoatomic cation symporter activity; allantoin:proton symporter activity. Gene Ontology annotation, biological process: nitrogen compound transport. The coding region runs from base 422 to 1639 and encodes 405 amino acids. Gene Ontology annotation, cellular component: membrane. The record is from RefSeq and is a predicted model, not a curated record.
UUGUUGUUCCUUGAUUGAUGGGUUGACUUUUUAUUUUGAUUCAAUUUACUCUCUUAAAUGCCUUUUUAAUUGCAGAUUCUUUAUGCUUUCCUGUAUUAUAAUUAUUUUUCUGGGACCUUUUUUCUUGCCUGAUUUUUAGACUAAAGUGACUGAAUGUUCUGAUUAUCUCUCUUCGUGUUCUCCUGAUGUGUGACCCUUGAUUUGACCGAGUUGGUCACAACUUGCUUUGAUAAAUCUAAUUUCAGGGCACCUAACGAGAGCCUUAAACAUUUGAUGAUGGUUCCUUUUCAAUGGGUUUGUUCCAUUUCACAUCGUUCAUGAAUGAGCAAAAAUAGUUGUUUUAUUUCGGUAGUGGGAUUUUUCGGGUAUUCUAACAUUGAUAGCUCUACCAAGUGAGAGGAGUAUCUCAAGUGGGUUGAUAAUGUAUCUAGUAGAAAGCAAAGGAGGUGCCAUAGUGUGCAUGCUUCUUUCCCUGUUCUUCUUGGGUACUUGGCCUGCUGUUUUGACUCUUUUAGAGAGACGAGGUCGCCUUCCUCAGCAUACUUACCUUGAUUAUACGAUGACAAAUUUCUUGGCUGCUGUUAUUAUAGCGUUGACAUUUGGUGAGAUUGGCAGUGAAAGACCCAAUUUUUUUUCUCAAGUUUCUCAACUAAAGGAUAACUGGCCUUCUGUUUUGUUUGCAAUGUUGGGUGGGGUGUUUCUCAGCAUUGGAAAUUUAUCCACACAGUAUGCUUGGGCUUUUGUUGGUUUAUCUGUAACAGAAGUGAUCACUUCAAGCAUUACAGUCGUUAUAGGCACAACAUUUAAUUACUUCUUAGAUGACAAAAUCAAUAGAGCCGAAAUCCUUUUCCCAGGUGUCGGUUGCUUUUUAAUUGCAGUUUGUCUUGGGUCAGCCGUACACUCAUCCAACGCUGCUGAUAAUAAAGCAAAACUUAGAAGUUUACCCAGUGCUCACAAACCUUCGACAGAGGCCACUUAUACCUCCAUAGCCACAGAAACAUUGCCAGAGAAGGGAACAAAGGAUCCAGAGUCUGCAAGUGGUAGUGUUGGGAAGGCAAAAGCUGGGACUGCACACUAUCUUGUAGAACUUGAGAAUAGAAGAGCGAUUAAAGUGUUUGGGAAGAGCACUUUGAUUGGAUUGACCAUAACCUUCUUUGCUGGUUUCUGCUUUUCUCUUUUCUCACCAGCAUUUAAUUUGGCAACUAAUGAUCAAUGGCACACUUUGAAGAAAGGGGUUGAUAAGUUGGUUGUCUACACUGCAUUUUUCUACUUCUCUGUAUCUUGUUUCGUCAUAGCCAUCAUUUUAAAUAUCAUCUUCCUUUACCGCCCUGUACUUGACCUACCCAGAUCAUCAUUUAAGGCUUAUCUGAAUGACUGGAAUGGCAGAGGCUGGGCCUUUUUGGCUGGCCUCCUGUGUGGGUUUGGAAAUGGUCUUCAAUUUAUGGGAGGUCAAGCUGCGGGGUAUGCAGCAGCAGAUGCCGUUCAGGCACUUCCGCUUGUAAGUACAUUCUGGGGUGUACUACUGUUUGGGGAGUACCGGAAAUCAUCACGGAGAACAUAUAUAUUGCUAGUCAGUAUGUUGUUUAUGUUUAUUGUUGCAGUUGGGGUUCUCAUGGCAUCAUCAGGGCACCGAAAAUGAGCAUGCAGCUGCAAAGUUGUCUGGAAUUUGUGUAGACCAUAAAUCAUCAAAAUAUUUAAGAAGGUAAUAAUGAUCCAGUAAUUACUGCAGCUUGUUUGUUGUCUGAGGCAAACAUGUGGAGCUGCUCUACAAAAUUCUUAGAAUUCCACUUUGUAAUUGGCAGAAGUAAUGCCAAUAGGAUAGCAUUUGGUUGUAGUAUUGAA